Molecule: messenger RNA, 3156 nt
Organism: Mobula hypostoma (lesser devil ray)
Lineage: Eukaryota; Metazoa; Chordata; Chondrichthyes; Myliobatiformes; Myliobatidae
Gene: calua
Product: calumenin a
Exons: 7
Coding region: 87-1037 (316 amino acids)
Cellular component (GO): endoplasmic reticulum
Molecular function (GO): calcium ion binding
Source: RefSeq, a predicted model, not a curated record
AGCUACUUCCGUCUGGAUGCAGGAGUGGGCCAUUUCCGGUAGUGAGUGGAGGCGGCUUCAGAAGUGGAAGGAGAAAGACUAUAGUCAUGAUGGGUUUGACAAAGCUGGUUUUGUACCUUACCAUGUGCGGCAUUUAUGCUCUGAGUAAACCCACUGAGAAGAAGGAUCGAACCUUCCAUGAUAAGGAACUGAGUGACAAAGUACAUGAUGACACAGAGAACUUCGACUAUGACCAUGAUGCUUUCCUUGGAGCUGAAGAGGCAAAGACAUUUGAUCAGCUCACUCCUGAGGAGAGCAAAGAGAGGCUUGGAAUGAUAGUAGAUAAAAUAGAUGAGGAUAAGGACGGAUUUGUCACGGAGGCAGAGCUGAAGGCCUGGAUAAAGCGGGCUCAGAAGAGGUACAUCUUCGAGAAUGUUGGGCGCCAGUGGCCAGAUUUCGACACUAACCAGGAUGGGCUUGUUUCCUGGGAGGAGUACAGAAAUGUAACAUACGGCUACUACCUGGAAGAUGGAGAGGCUGAUGAUGGUUACAACUACAAGCAAAUGAUGGCAAGAGAUGAGCGUCGGUUUAAAAAGGCUGACCAGAGUGGAGACUUGUUUGCCACAAAGGAGGAAUUCACUGCUUUCCUACAUCCAGAGGAAUAUGACCACAUGAAGGACAUUGUUGUGUUGGAAACCAUGGAAGAUAUUGAUAAAAAUGGAGAUGGCUUCAUUGACUUGGAGGAAUAUAUUGGUGAUAUGUACACUGCAGACAGUGAUGGCCAUGAGCCUGACUGGGUGAAAACCGAACGCGAGCAGUUCACAGAGUUCAGAGACCGUAACAAAGAUGGCAAAAUGGACAAGGAUGAAACCAAAGACUGGAUCCUGCCAGCUGACUACGACCACGCUGAGGCUGAAGCUCGCCAUCUUGUCUACGAAUCUGAUGAAAACAAGGAUGGAAAACUCACAAAAGAAGAAAUAGUGAAAAAAUACGAUCUAUUUGUGGGAAGCCAGGCUACAGACUUCGGGGAGGCCUUAGUAAGGCACGACGAGUUCUAAGUACACAGAUAACCACUUCAGAGAGAACAAGAAUCCAUUCCAUAAAGGAUAAUUUAUUUUUUACAAUGUGCAGUUUUCACUCAUUACAUUCUCUAGCUGCCAUAGAGUUUGACUUGGAAGCAGAGAAAGUUGGCGGGAAGGGAGGGGUGGGAAGAAAGAACGGUUAGGGAUGGGGAGGAAGGGAGGUGGUUCCAAUGAAACAGCCAUCCUAAACCUAGAGGUUAACAUGUAAUUAGAUGUUUACUUGAUAUGUGUCUGAAAAAAGAAACUUUGUAUGAUGUACUUUCCCCUCAUUUGAUCAAAUAUUGUAGAACUUCUAAAGCAAAAUUUGUGUAACUUCCAGGAAACCCACCUGGCUUUGCAGUCAAAAACAAUGAAGUGUGUUUUCAGAUUGGGUUUUUUUUUCUUGCCUGAAGAGCGUACCGUUGCCAUUUUGUUGUUGCUUAAGGCAACAUUGCUGGAAUGCACACAAUGGAGAACAAAAUGCAUACUCUGUAAGCUACCUUUGUUGCCUUUCAGAGUGGGUUCUUGUAAUAUGUACUGCUAAAAUAUUGUAUUAUGUGAAAUGAAUGGGAAGAAGACCAGCUGAUUCACUAAAUGUGCUGAUUGAAUGAGGGAAGGGGAGAAGUACUUUGGCAAAGUUUUCUCCAGGACCUCCAGAUAUGGUGAGUCCUAAAAUCUCUAGGACCGGCUGUUUUCAAUGAUGUGACAUCUUAUCCCUCAAAGUAGAUAUAAAUCUAUAUAGUACUGAUCACACAAUAGCAAUCACUUUAUUUAUCCUUGAGCUUUUCAGUGGCCCUGUGUGGUCAAUGUAGUUUAAAAGUACAAGUCUAGAAUUAAAAGUUUUAUCUCUAAGAAUGGGUGCCCUGUUCUGCUGAUCACAAGCUUUGAAGGCAUAUCACUCAAUUUAAAUUUGUUCAAACAGGUAAUGUGCAACUGCAUUAUUCCUUAUUUACUGCCAAAAUGUAUAAAUAAUAUACUUCAAUAAGACCCUUGCAGUCAUUCACUAAGUAAAUUCAGUUUUAUAUUUGUACAUACAAUGAAGUGUAUGUAGUUGUUUCUAUAGGUAUUAUUACAUUGUGUGUAUAAAUGGACUGUACAUCUUGUUAGGUCCACUUGAAUCAAAAACAGAUUUCUAGGAUUAGCAUCACUAUCUGCUUUGGUGGAACAAUCAAUUUUUGAUCAUCUUCAUGGAACUGGAAAACAAAAGACAACUAACUAGAUAGUUAUUUUUUCAGUGACAGUAUGAUAUGUAUUCUUUGCAUUUGACUAUUCUGAUGUGCAGUAAUAUGGGCUUCAUUGCCAUGAAUAGUUUGAAUGUGGAGAAUCAUUAUAAUAAAAUUUCACAAGUGAAGUGGGAAGGAAAUGUGAUGACCUCUGUUGAAUAGUGUGUGUUUAUUUUGUGAUGAAUGAAGUCUAAUUUGCACCAGUCAUUCAGUGUAAGUACAAUAUUAUUCUCGGAUGCAGUAGUGUUAUUACAGUUAAAAAUGCAAAAUGUAGCCUGACUCUCACUCUGUUAUCCAAAGCAAGCUCAAUAUCCACGAUUAUGAUUUUUCUCUCCUUGUCCCUAAGCCACCAGCGAUACUCCAACCAGUAUUUGAAAGAAGCUUUAACAUCUUUAUCAACAUUCUUCCUGCCUAAACAUUAACAUCUUUCUCAUUGAAUUGUAAGCUUACAUUUCUGUAUUUAAUUUUGCUUGAUUCCUUGCACUUUGCUUUAAAAGCCUGUGCAGGUUACAUUUAAUAGAAGUAUUUCUUCAUUUAGUAUUUAAGACUUGGCCUUUCUUCCAUGUUCUGCUCAAUUCUUGAAUCAGAAUAAUGAUGGGAUCUUAGUAAAGCAAGAUGAUAUCACCUUAUGGGUCAUUAUUUAUCUCAAUUGAGUCGCGUGGGUUGCGAAAUUGUAGAAGAGUCUUACAAAAAUUUACAGUUGGGCAGCAUUUUGCUGUACCCUCUAUUUCGGCUUCCUUUUGAUUGCUGUCCCUCAAAUAGCACAUCCAGUCAAAACAGUGAAAAUGGGAUAAUGGUCUUUGCAGAGUGAUGUUUUUGCAGAUGUUGGAAAUCCGAGCAACACACACAAAAUGCUGGAGGAACUCAGCAGGUCAGACAGCGUCUAUGGAAAA